Molecule: messenger RNA, 1130 nt
Organism: Neltuma alba
Lineage: Eukaryota; Viridiplantae; Streptophyta; Magnoliopsida; Fabales; Fabaceae
Product: glycerol-3-phosphate dehydrogenase [NAD(+)]
Exons: 11
Coding region: 1-1080 (359 amino acids)
Biological process (GO): glycerol-3-phosphate catabolic process; carbohydrate metabolic process
Cellular component (GO): cytosol
Molecular function (GO): NAD binding; glycerol-3-phosphate dehydrogenase [NAD(P)+] activity; protein homodimerization activity
Source: RefSeq, a predicted model, not a curated record
AUGGCUCCAGCACAGGACAGUACUGAGAAUAACGCUUCAUAUACAUACAAAGUCACUGUGAUUGGAAGUGGCAAUUGGGGCAGUGUUGCUUCUAAGCUUAUCGCCUCCAAUGCUCUCACCCUCGCUUCCUUUCAUGAUGAAGUUAGGAUGUGGGUGUACGAGGAGACGUUACCUAGUGGCGAGAAACUCACAGAUGUUAUCAAUCGAACUAAUGAAAAUGUUAAAUAUCUCCCUGGAAUUAAGCUUGGAAAAAACGUAGUUGCAGAUCCAGACCUUGAAAAUGCAGUGAAAGAUGCCAAUAUGUUGGUGUUCGUGACCCCACAUCAAUUCAUGGAAGGGAUAUGCAAGAAGCUAACUGGGAAAAUUGGGACAGAUGCAGAGGCUAUUUCCCUAGUGAAAGGUAUGGAGGUCAAGAUGGAAGGACCAUGCAUGAUCUCUAGUCUCAUCUCCCAGCAACUAGGAAUCAAUUGUUCUGUUCUUAUGGGAGCCAACAUAGCAAAUGAGAUAGCCGUAGAGAAAUUUAGUGAAGCAACAGUUGGAUAUAGGCAGAACAAGGAUGUUGCAGAAAGAUGGGUUCAAUUGUUUAGUACUCCCUAUUUCAUUGUCACAGCUGUCCAGGAUGUUGAAGGAGUGGAACUGUGUGGAACUCUGAAAAAUGUUGUCGCCUUGGCUGCAGGUUUUGUUGAUGGCUUGGAAAUGGGAAACAAUACAAAAGCAGCAAUAAUGCGACUUGGUCUGAGAGAAAUGAAGGCAUUUUCGAAGCUGUUGUUUCCGACUGUUAAGGACAGCACUUUUUUUGAGAGUUGUGGUGUAGCUGACCUUAUCACGACAUGCUUGGGUGGAAGAAACAGGAAAGUUGCUGAGGCUUUUGCAAAGAAUGGAGGGAAGAGGUCUUUCGAUGAGCUUGAAGCAGAGAUGCUGCAGGGGCAAAAGUUGCAGGGUGUCUCCACUGCAAGAGAAGUUUAUGAGGUUCUGACACAUCGUGGAUGGCUGGAGUUGUUUCCCCUCUUCUCAACCGUGCAUGAGAUAUGCACUGGCCGCCUUCCCCCAUCAGCCAUAGUUGAAUACAGCGAGCGGUAACCCAGAUCCUCAUGACCUAAUGCUAUGGAAAAUAAUGGUUUCUUGCAGCA